GCAUCGUCCGGGCUACCCGCUGACCACAGGUGCCUUCGCGGGCUCGUUCCCGCCCUCCCUGUCCUCCCUGACCCGGUACGGCCACCCAGGCCUCCUGUCACACCCCGGCCUCGGCCACCACGGCAUUCCACACCCCGCCUCCCUCGGGGCGGGGCCUAAGUCAGAACUCAUGUCCCCGCAGCUCUUACAGGACUCGCACAGGCAGCUAAACUCCUCUCAGGGCGAUGAAAACUCUAGUUGUAAAAGCUCGCAGCACGCUGGUGGCUCCGGCGAGGAGACGAGAAAAAAGCCUUAUGUAAAGAAACCCCUAAACGCCUUUAUGUUAUUUAUGAAAGAAAUGAGACCCAAAGUUAUCUCAGAGUGUACGCUGAAGGAGUCGGCCGCCAUUAACCAGAUACUGGGCCGCAGGUGGCACGCCCUGGACCGGUCAGAACAAGCCAAGUACUACGAGAUGGCCCGCAAGGAGAAGGAGCUCCACUUACAGCUCUACCCCGGCUGGAGCGCCCGUGACAACUACGCCGCACACCAGAAGAAGAAGAAACGGAAAAAAGACGGGCCCGGAGGAGGAGGAGGGGGCGGGCCCGGCGGAGGAAUGAUGGGAAUGGGCGGUCCUCCAGGAGGCGUGCCAAUGGGCGGGGCGAGUGGGCGUGGCUCGGUGGGUCCAGUAGGCAGCAUGUGUCCGGACGUGGAGAAUAAGCCAGGUGAAUGUCCCAAUGAGAAGAAGUGCCGGGCGAGGUACGGGAUGGAGCAGCAGUCCAGAUGGUGCAAACCCUGCAGGUCGUUACAUGAAAAGUCUGAGCAGGCAAUGGUAGACAGUGACCAGAAGCACUUCUUACAUCUGAAGACGAAAGAAGAAGUGCAUCCGUUAUAAGCAGCUGGAAGGAGAGGGAGGAGGGGAAGAGGACGAGGAGGAGGAUGAUUCCUUCCUGAGGAACCGAACUCUAGACCUGUCGGCGAUCUCCGGCUGUGAGUCGGACUCAACCACGGCCCAGGACAGCCCCCAGCCGGUGGUCAAGCGGGUGAGGGAGUCGUCGGGGGCGGGGGG
Aplysia californica (California sea hare) is the source of this 1045-nucleotide messenger RNA. RefSeq names its product transcription factor 7-like 2. Gene Ontology annotation, biological process: regulation of transcription by RNA polymerase II; canonical Wnt signaling pathway. Gene Ontology annotation, molecular function: RNA polymerase II cis-regulatory region sequence-specific DNA binding; DNA-binding transcription factor activity, RNA polymerase II-specific. NCBI's taxonomy places the organism in Eukaryota, Metazoa, Mollusca, Gastropoda, Aplysiida, Aplysiidae. The record is from RefSeq and is a predicted model, not a curated record. Gene Ontology annotation, cellular component: beta-catenin-TCF complex.